GGGUAAGGUGCGGUGUCACGGGCCGACACCGGGCCAUCAAGCCAAUCGGCGUCCGCGCCAACACUGACCAGGGCAUGUUAGUCGUGACUUGGGAUUCCCGAUUAGGAGAGCUAGUGCCAGGCUUAUAGGAAGCUAGGGUGUUUGAGGGUUAGCCGACGGGCAACGCCGCGCACAACGUGGUUUGACAAGUUGGGAUUAGAGUUGGGAUAAGUUUUUUGCCGGGUUGUUGUCCGUCUUGUUGUCUGUUGCUUCCCCAUGGGGGACAGGGGGGGCAGCUCCUCUUAAAGUGAAGCUCAUAUAAGAUCGUCUGUCGUACUUCCUCUUUCCUUAUUGCCAACCCUCCUCAGCAGCUUUCUCCCAUCUUCUACAGAGUCUUGUUCAACAUGACGAAAACCAUACCAUACAAGAACGUGCUUCUCGGCUUGUUGUCAUUAGCCUCGGUUCUCCCUGAUGGUACUACGGCUGCCGUACUGCCUCGUACCGCAGGUUGUGGUUGCCACAGUAACCAUCACCCAGGCCCCGAGAACCCGAGCUUCGAAACUGGCGAUUUGUCGGGCUGGACAGUCGUUAGUGGAACAGCCUUUGGCAAUGCCUCUGUCACCACAACAGCCUCGUACAAGAGCGGUUCGUUCAACCAAGUCGGCCCGCUCAACCAAGUCGGCAAGCAGUUCCUCUGGGGAAUGCUGCAAGAUGGCGACGCAGCCGUUGGAACACUCCGCUCCAGCACGUUCCGGGCAAGCUCCACGAUGAGUUUCUUGGUCGGCGGCGGCUAUGAUCCCGCCAAUCUCUACGUGGGAGUUGUCCUGGAGAGAGACGGCACUCUCCUGUUCAGCCAGACUGCAACCAACGACGAGGCGCUCAUUCGCAUUGUCUGGGACACCAGUGCUUAUGCCGGUCAGAACGUUUACAUGGUUGUGGUCGAUACCAGCACGCAGGGCCACAUCAAUUUGGACGACGUUCGAACUGGCUGCCACGCCCUCCACGACGGCGGACUCUCUUUCAACGCCCUUGGACAGCACAAUCAGCCCCCUCAGAACUCCACCGCUCUCUCAGCUGCUUCACUCUAUGCUCUUGACCCGAUUCGUCCGCAAUUCCACUACACUCCCUACCAGGGCUGGAUCAACGACCCGGCUGGACUGAUUCAGUGGGGCGGCAAAUAUCAUCUCUUCAACCAGUUCAACCCCGUUGCCCCUCUCUGGGGUCCGAUGCACUGGUCGCACGCCGAAAGCACCGAUGCCGUACACUGGAGGGAGCUACCGGUUGCCUUGUACCCGCCAUACCCCGAUAACCCGCAGGAUACCAGUGGGCGCUACACCGGCAGCGCAGUCUUGAACAAAGACACGGGUGCUCUGCAACUCAUCUACACCGACGCCACUAACGUAAUAUGGCACCCCAAGGCCGUAGCGGAAGUCGUCUCAUCAGCAGUGAGCUCCGAUGGAAUCAACUUCGACCUCUCCAACAGCAACCCCAUCAUUGCCGCGCCGCCUCCCGACUCUGCCAGUGGAUUUCGUGACCCCAAGGUGUUCUGGGACCCAACAGACAACACCUGGAAGAUGGUCGUCGGGUCAGGUGACAGCCGCAGCGGCAAAGUCCAGCUCUACAAGUCCACCAGCCCCACCUCGUCCGAGCUCACCGCUUGGGAGUACGUCGGUGUUCUGCACCAAGGUGACGACAGCAGCAGGGGCACCAUGUGGGAAUGCCCCAACUUCUUUCCCAUCGGGGACAAAUGGGCUCUCUUCUACGGCCAAGAUAAGGCCAGUGUAGGCUGGUACGAAGUGGGCACCUACAACGGAACGACCUUCACUUCGGAGAAGCUCGGACUGCUUGACGCCGGCCCGGACAGCUACGCCGCCCAGUGGUUCGUGGACGACGCCGCACGCAACCUUCUCGUCACAUGGAUGGGCAGCUGGACCACGUCCAAGUGGCCCAGCCGGGUAAACGGCUGGGCCGGGGCGCAGUCCCUCAUGCGCGAGCUCUUCAUCCGCGAAGACGGCGGGCUCGGCCAAAAGGUCGUCGAUGAAGUGUCUCUGUUGGCGAGCGGUCCGGCCAAGUCGCUUGGUCGGACUGACGUCCACAAUGGAACCAUGACGGUUGGAUCUUCAAACACGGCACGCCUUCAGGCUUCUAUUGACCUUGUUGCUAGUACUGCACCGGCUUUCACCAUUGAGCUGUUUGCCUCCAAGGCCGAGUCUGUGUCUCUCGUCUACAGUUUUGGCAACCGGUCGUUGACAUUGGACACGACGCGAGCAGGAUACGGUCAAGCUGGUAAAUGGAGCGCAACCAUUGCGAAGCCGGCUGACAAUCGUCUGUCGUUGGAUAUCUUGAUCGAUCGAUCGAGUUUGGAGAUAUUUGUCGGGGAUGGAACAGCCAUGACUGCGACGGUCUUCCCACGUUAUCAGGAGUCAAACAACAUUAGGAUCGUCUGCCGUGGAGGUAAGACCGUCUUUGAUGAUAUUGUUCUGACGCCGUUGGGGUCCGCUUGGGUAUAAAAUGUACAUAGACGGGUGUGAAGUUCGGAAACAGCCGAGGAGAUCCUGCUACUUCGGCCUGAACUGGUCGCUUGUCAAGGAGGGCAAGCGCGGCAGGCGCAGGUGGUCCUGAUUUCGUCCGAUGGUUCUUCCCCUCUGUGUACGUCUGUGAAGGAAGGUACGGAGUGGACUGUACGGUAGACUAGUGUAAUAAUCAUACGUCCCGUCGCAUAACGACCAUGCCGUAUAUCGUCGAUCGGUGAUAACUUGGUGUGCUAGUGAUAACUGAACG
Molecule: messenger RNA, 2760 nt
Organism: Neurospora tetraspora
Lineage: Eukaryota; Fungi; Ascomycota; Sordariomycetes; Sordariales; Sordariaceae
Product: glycosyl hydrolase
Exons: 1
Coding region: 384-2489 (701 amino acids)
Biological process (GO): carbohydrate metabolic process
Molecular function (GO): hydrolase activity, hydrolyzing O-glycosyl compounds
Source: RefSeq, a predicted model, not a curated record